This is a messenger RNA of Vanderwaltozyma polyspora DSM 70294, 561 nucleotides long. Its product is annotated as Tom20 family protein. Bases 1 to 561 code for a protein of 186 amino acids. NCBI's taxonomy places the organism in Eukaryota, Fungi, Ascomycota, Saccharomycetes, Saccharomycetales, Saccharomycetaceae. Gene Ontology annotation, cellular component: mitochondrial outer membrane; mitochondrial outer membrane translocase complex. Gene Ontology annotation, biological process: tRNA import into mitochondrion; protein targeting; protein import into mitochondrial matrix. Gene Ontology annotation, molecular function: transmembrane protein transporter activity. The record is from RefSeq and is a predicted model, not a curated record. The transcript has a single exon.
AUGUUUCCAGCAUUGAAAGCAAAUAAUAUACUAGUAAUAUCUAGUGCAGUAGUGUUACUUUCAGUGACAAGCUAUGCCAUAUAUUUUGAUUAUCAAAGAAGGAAUGAUCCUGUAUUUAGAAAAAGGAUAAAGAAGAAGAACCAACAUCGAUUAAAAGGACAGCAGUUAGAGAAGGAAACUACGAAACAAGAAAAGUUACAAGAGGUUAGUGACUUCUUAACUAAAGAACUUGUAUCUGAUCCAUUAAUCAAUGAUGCAGAUGCUAUGGAAUCGGUUUUUACAACUAAUAUAGAGUUGGCUGAAACCUUAUCAAAAAUAUCAGGGAAAGAAUUAGAGUCAGCAGCAAAAUUCUAUAAAGCAUUGAGUGCAUAUCCUAAUCCUGCUGAUUUAUUAGAAGUGUAUCAAAGGAGUGUCCCAGAGGCAAUUUACGAAAAAUUAGUUAUGAUGAUUGCAGUUAAACCACCAACAAAUGUGGUGGCAUUUCUAGCAAACUCAAGGUUCAAUCCCAAUAUAAAUAAUACAAUUUCAGGAAAUUUGCCAAAGUACUUUUCAGUUAAUUAA